Daldinia vernicosa is the source of this 751-nucleotide messenger RNA. RefSeq lists its product as uncharacterized. The transcript has a single exon. NCBI's taxonomy places the organism in Eukaryota, Fungi, Ascomycota, Sordariomycetes, Xylariales, Hypoxylaceae. The record is from RefSeq and is a predicted model, not a curated record. Bases 323 to 559 code for a protein of 78 amino acids.
GCACUUCCAACUUAAGUAGCUGCAUACUCAUCAAUUGGCAGUAUAUGUAUGCAUCGGUUUCCCUUGUAUUUUGGUUGAGAUGCACGAGUGUAACUAAGGUUGAAGGAAGUAGGAUGCAUGUACAUAUAUACGUUGAACAAUUGAGGCAUCAUAACUAGCGGAAAUGGAGUCUUGGGUUUUCAUGGUUGUUUUAGGAAUGGAGGCAUGUUAGGUAAGUGAUUAAACGUUGAUUCCCGAAGCAUUGACGCAAAAAAAAGAGUAAAUCAGUCCAUCGAGGUACACAGUAUCAGACAUCCGGCUAAGACCUGGUGGGAGCUUGGUGAUGCUGUACUAUGAGUUUUCCCCUUUUUCGUCUAGCCUUUUUUUUUUAUCUAUCUACCUAUGUAUCCAGCAGCAUCCCGCUCAAUAUCCUUCGGAGAAAAUGCAACCAUUUCCCGCGUUGCUUUCAUGGGUAGAUAGGGGGGAGCUUGAGAAGGACAACAGAAUGUAUGUACGCGGUAUAAAGAUACUUAUUACUGGUAACCACUUUGUAUUAGGUAACGUACCGCCCUAUAUAUGAAAAAAGGAGAGUCACAAAUCGGUUGCUUUGCAGUUUUGCACAUGCUCAAGAAGAAUAACCAGGAGUGGUUGGACUUGUCAGGCUGGUUUGCCGCUAUGAGCGAUGAAUGAAAGAGUGAAUGAAAAUGGAUUGGCGAAGAACAAGUGAUACAGUAAUGGAGUAAUAGAUACAUAAACAAAGCAACAUGGCAAC